AUGGAGACAUAUCAAUUCUCUAUUGGAUAUGAAAAAUCUCAAAUUUCUGGGAUUUUGACAAUGGAGAAUUCGAGAAGGCAAAGAUGGGAUAAUCAUAGACAGGAACCUCCCAGAAGGAAAUCGCCACAGUAUAAGAAGCCACCCCGUGGUAGUUGGCAGCCAAGAGUGCCUUCAUGGGAGAAAGAAUUCUGCAAAGUGAUUGGGGAAGAGGCAUUUAGUAAUGCCAAGAAACGAUUCUGGGCAAAAAGUCAGGGCCUCCCCUGUGAUGCAUCAUUACCUGAUCCAGAUCUUUACAUUGAUGAAAUAAAUUGGAGUUCAGAAAUUGAUCCCGAGGUGCAAUUGGAGCUUGAAUGCAAUCCCGAAAUUCCCAAGGCAGGGCUGCAUGACUGGGAUGGGACUGCAAAUGUAUGCGCUGAUUAUCUCAAUAAUACAUGGCACGUUAGUGAUGUGGGUGGAGCUAUUGGACAUAUGCCGUGGGAAGGUAAUUGGAAUGAUAACUGGGGUUGGAAUCAUUCGAAUGGUCAUGAAAAUCAAGAAGUGAAACCCAUUAAACCCAAGAAUUUCGAAGACAAGAAAGCAGACAACGUUCAGGGAUCAUGGGACGGCAACAAUAUGGGGAGAGUUGAUGAUGCUGGUCGAUACUUAUCGAGAUACAGAACUCCAAGAUUCCAAAGCAAUGAGCACCGUAAAAAUCACCUUUGGUGGAACGACAGAGGUCGAAGAAGAUAA
Molecule: messenger RNA, 729 nt
Organism: Fraxinus pennsylvanica
Lineage: Eukaryota; Viridiplantae; Streptophyta; Magnoliopsida; Lamiales; Oleaceae
Source: the annotation of a GenBank genome assembly